AGCCCAUUGAACUCAUUUGCAGUCUGCCAGCUCGCCUGCAAGAGCUCAACACACACACACACAUACACACACAGACACACACACAUACACACACACAUACACACACUCGUAUAGCUAUACUUCCUGAUCUUCUCGAGAGGAGAUGUUUUAAACUUUAGUAGCACACCUCAUUCAGCUGCAUUCAAGAAAAAAACAAACACACUCAAACACACACCAUAGAGAGAGAGAGAGAGAGAGAGAGAGAGAGAGGAUGGACCAGCAGAAGAAGGAUGAAAAGAGACCCAUCAAGCGAAUGAGGAGUCCCACACGAUUCACUCGUCCGUUUACUCGGGGCAGAUACUUUCGUCCUCGGUUUUAUUACAGGGCGAGGGAUGACCGCUUCAUGCGGCGCCCUGGCUUCGGCCUGAGGCUCCACCGGCUCCAUCCGCUUCCCAGAGCCCCGUCUCUUCGGCUGAGGGCCAGAUCCAGGAGCCCCACCCUGGUGCUGAAACACAAGGUCAUACAGUCUUCCUCACCAUCGCCUAGCCAGCGCUCGGAAAAGAGGUCAGAGAAGAAGAGCUCGUCCACUACACUAAGAGAACACAAGCCUAAUACUCCAGACCACUCCCGGUUCUCUUCGGCAGUUUCUGAAAGACCACAGAUGUCAUUCACAGUCACUCAGGAAGGGCAGGUAUGCAACAGUAGAGACUCUCUCUCCUCGGUCACUCGCGCAGCUGCCAGAAACAGAGCCAUCCAGAGAAAGAGAGAAGAGAUAGAGGAGGUGUAUCGGCGUGACUGUGACACAUUCGGUGUUGUGGUGAAGAUGCUGGUAGCGAAGGACCCUACUCUGGAGAGGUCUAUCCAGUCGUCUCUAAGAGAGAACCUGCGUGAGAUCGGCCUGCGCUGCGUGGAGGCCAUGGAGCAGUUCAUCCAGGAGUACGACUGCAGAGAGCCGGGAACGCUGCCCGUCCCGCAGCCGCACUGACCUGCGCAGACUGACCUGAGGACAGUCCCUCUCCUGCUGAACGUACUGGAGUAAAAUAAAAGAGACUGGAGGUGGAAAUAGUCGUAGAAGAAGGGGAGCGACGUUAUCGUCACAUCAGCUAACGUGAUGGGCGGUGUUGUAAAGUUGAAAGCACCUGUCCAGACACUUUUUAUGUGAAGGGAAAAGGUGUGUUGUUGGAAAUAAUACAUCACUUAUCUCAGUGCUUUAGUGCAGAUCAUGACUACUAUCCAUGCGUCCAACAGUGGCGUUUUUUUAGCAAAGCUAAAAGUGUUUCAGCACAAAAACAAGCAGCUCGUGAGGAUGAGAAUUCAUGUUUUACAAAUGCUGUAUCUUUCUCUCCUUUCGCUUCUGAGAUUGUAGAUAUUAGUGCAAGAUUUAUAUAAAUACUAGUGCAUCUCAAAAAAUUAGAAUAUCAUUAAAAAGUUACUGUAUUACUUUCAGUAAUUCAGUUCAAAAUGUAAAACUCAUAUAUUACGUUUUAAGAGUUCUAUUUUAAGAGUUUAUUUUCUUUUAUUGUUGAUGAUUAUGGCUCACAGCCAAUGAAAACCCAAAAAUCUGUGUCUCAGACAAUUAGAAUAUUAUAUAAGAUCAAUUGGAACUUUUGGCAGUGUGGGCAGUGUGCCAAGUCCUGCUGGAAAAUGAAAUCCGCAUUUCUAUAAAAGUUGUCAGUAGCAGAGGGAAGUAUGAAGUGCUGUAAGAUUUUGUGUGAAAACAAAACUGCACUGACUUUAGACUUGAUAAUAAAACACAGUGGAUCAACACCAGCAGAUGACAUGUUUCUCCAAACCAUCACUGAUUGUAGAAACUUCACACUAGACCUCAAGCAGCUUGGACUGUGUGUCUCUCCACUCUUCCUCCAGACUCUGAUCUCCUUAUUUUACAAAUAAAAUGUAAAAUUUACUGAUGAUCAGUGAUGGUUUGGAGAGACAUAUCAUCAGCUGGAACUGAAUUACUGAAAUAAAGUUACUUUUCAGUUAUAUGAAUUUUUUGAGAUGCAGUAGUAAAUAACAAUGUUGACAGUUGUUGGAAUAUAUAAUAAAAAAUAGGGUGAAUAAACAAAAUGCUUCAAUAGUCUGGAUAACGAAAUAGCACAUUGUAAAUAUUAAGGAUGUAAUGAUUUAUAAUACAGUGGUGUCUUUUAAGAAUUUAGCACAUUUUUGUUACAUCAAAAUAUGGGUUUCAAUAAUGUUUUCCGUUUAAUACAGCACUCAACAUUAUGAAAUUACAAUUAAUAACAUGCUGGAAAACUCCUGACUUGGUGAUGAAUGAAAGAGGAGAUGUAUGCAUAUUAAUAUGAUGUGCUAUUAGCAGCUACAGCAUAGUUAUUACUUGAUGUGAUUCACAAAUAUACUGCCUCAUACCCUUGUUUUUAAGCUUUUAGCCUAAAACAGAGUAAACAAAAACAACUAUUACAUGGUGUUCUAAAGUAAAAUUGUGUAUAAAGAAAAAAAAAACGUUUAUGUUUACUGUUACGUGUAAAAAAAUAUGAAAUAA
Messenger RNA from Astyanax mexicanus (Mexican tetra), 2479 nucleotides. Its product is annotated as periphilin-1. Gene Ontology annotation, biological process: negative regulation of gene expression, epigenetic; negative regulation of DNA-templated transcription; protein localization to heterochromatin. Lineage: Eukaryota; Metazoa; Chordata; Actinopteri; Characiformes; Acestrorhamphidae. The record is from RefSeq and is a predicted model, not a curated record. The coding region runs from base 251 to 964 and encodes 237 amino acids. Gene Ontology annotation, cellular component: nucleoplasm. The transcript is spliced from 6 exons.